This is a messenger RNA of Caenorhabditis remanei, 2667 nucleotides long. RefSeq lists its product as uncharacterized. Gene Ontology annotation, biological process: endocytosis; molting cycle, collagen and cuticulin-based cuticle. Gene Ontology annotation, cellular component: cytoplasmic vesicle membrane; plasma membrane. Bases 1 to 2667 code for a protein of 888 amino acids. The record is from RefSeq and is a predicted model, not a curated record. NCBI's taxonomy places the organism in Eukaryota, Metazoa, Nematoda, Chromadorea, Rhabditida, Rhabditidae. The transcript has 11 exons.
AUGGGGCACAAAAACGAAACGUCGAGAGUAACCAGGAUAUGGAAUGCUCUGAGUUAUAAAAUUGGGUCUACAGUAGCCAGAUAUCCAGUCUUGACAAUUGUUUUAUGUCUUACAUUAUCAGCCAUUAUGAGUAUAAAAUUGUCAUUGACAGAAAAAGUGAGUGCAAUCGAUGGAUAUGCAUCAGAUGAUUCAAUGUCGCGACACGAAUUUAAGACAUUUCAACAGUUUCUGGAUUCAGAUGGACCAGGAAUUACAAUGGCUAUUCUCGUAAGAUCAAAAAAGACAAAUGGAUCACUUCUUGAAGAAAAAAGAUUGAAAGAAGUUGUGAAAGUGUCAGAUUUUAUAUCAACCAGCUUCAAAAUGAAUGUUUCUGGAACUGAGAAGAACUUCAAUCAAUUCUGUAGAGGAUUCUGUCAAGCUAAUGAACCAGUUAGACAGUAUUAUAAUGGUCUCCAAAUUCUUGGCAAGAAUCAUACAGAUGGAAUCUCAAAAAGAAUUGAUCUUUCCUAUCCAACAUCAAACUUUUUUGGAAGAAAAUUCAGUUUGAUUCCGAAUUUCUUUGGAAUAUCAAUGUCAUCUGAUGGCCAGCACUUGAAUUCGUCGAAUUUGAUAGUUCUUUAUUUCCGAGCGGAACGUUAUCCAGACUGGACAACGAAAAGCGUCAAACAGUGGGAAUUACGAGUCAGAGACCAUUUCGCAAAGGAGUAUUCAAGUGAUUUGAUUAUAGUUGAUGUGAUGUCACAGACUGUCGUGGAAAGUGAAAUCGUGCGUGCUGGUCUUUCUCUACAACCAUUUCUCAUCGUUGGAUUCGUAAUAAUGUCAAUUUUCUGUACAAUCACAACAAUGUUCAGUGCAGUUUAUCUCUAUUCUCAAAAAGCAACAUUCAACAAAGUUGCCCUGUCAAUAAUUGCUUGUGUUACUCCAUUCAUGGCAUGUGGAACAGCAAUGGGAACUCUUUUCUUCUGCGGAGUCACUUUCAGUCCAAUUAUGUGUAUCACUCCAUUUUUGGUUUUGGCAAUUUCUGUGGAUGACAGUUUCCUUAUGCUUCACGCAUGGAAUCGUCUCGAGUCAUGGAGAAGUUCUCCACUGGACAAACCGAUGAGAGAACAUAUGAUGGGAGAGGUACUCGUAGAAACGGGACCAGCUAUAACGAUAUCCGCUCUCACGAACAUGCUAGCAUUCACUAUCGGAGCAAUCACUUCUCCACCGGAAAUUCGAGUUUUUUGUUAUGGAAACGCGGCUGCUAUCUUCAUGGAUAUGUUCUAUCAAGCAACAUUCUACACUGCUUGUAUGACACUUUUAGCUGAUACAAAGAACGUCGAUGGAGUCAGUGAAAAAACGAAAAGAAUUCAAGAAAAAAUGUCGCAAGUAGUUGGAAGAUUUUUGAAAUGGUACGUAUCUGCAAUCUCAAAUAUCUUCGUUUCAACUGGAAUCGUCUUGAUUUGGGUUAUUUUCAUUGGAUUCGCAGUUCUUGGAUUGACUCGUUUACAUGUUGAAUUGAGACCAAGCAAGUUCUUUUUGAAAGAUUCUCCAAUGCUUUAUAUGGAUAAUCUGAGAACGAACGAAGUAGUUCCAUACUAUACACCUGUUCAUAUCAUUGUAAAUCAUCCUGGAGAUUUGACGAAUGAUUCGAAUGUCGAGAGAUUAUUUGAGCUGAAACAAAAACUGGAACAUAUGCCGAAUGCAAUUGGAGCACCAAGUACCAAGUUCUUCUUAGAUGAUUUCGUUCAAUACCGUACUUCUUUUGCCGAAGAAAUCGAAAUGGAUGUGGAAGAAGAUGACUCAACUUCAGAGAAAAGUGAUCUUGAACAGUUCUUGGAGUGGCCUGAAUUCUCGUUUUGGAGAGGUUUCUUGAGAUUUGAUAAUCAAUCUCAUCCUCAAAAUGUGACGAAAUUCAUGUUCACGACAGGGUUUCAUGGACAAGAUUUGAAGGAUUGGAAUAAGAGAGGACUGCUUCUGAAGAGUUGGAGAGGAGCUGUCGAAGAGUUCCAAGAAGAUUUCAAUGCAACAGUAUUCAGUGAAGACGCUUUCUUCUUGGAUAUGAUUGAUUCGAUUCCUACUGUAACCUGGCAGACUACUCUGGCUACAUUCAUUUUUGUUUCCCUGGUUUGCUUCCUAUUCAUCUCUGACAUUUUGACGGUCAUCAUUGUAUCAAUCGCCACUUUGGUGACUUCUGUUGGAGUAUUCGGUUAUUUAUCUCUUCUUGGUGUGACUUUGGACCCUGUUAUCAUGUCGAUUGCAAUCAUGUGCAUUGGAUUUUCAGUCGAUAUUCCAGCUCAUGUCGCAUUUCAUUUCUAUGCAGCUAAAGCGAAAAAGCCCUCAUCAUCUCAACCAUCAACUCAUCAAGUGUCUGAUAUAACUUCUCACUCAACAUCCACUACUUCUUCCGCGAGUUCUUCGAUUUCAACCCCAAAUUCUUUCGAAACAAAUCUCACAUUUGCUCUAGCCAGUGUCGGAUUCCCAGUCAUCCAAGCCGGAGUUUCUACUGAUUUUUGUGCUCUUCCACUUGGUUUUAUGGAACUUUACAUGGCUAAAAUGUUUGCUUUAUCUCUGACUCUCUGCGUCUCUCUAUCUCUAAUCCAUGGUCUAAUCAUAAUUCCAGCUCUUUUAUCAGUACAACACCAUAUCCUUCAUGCUGUAAAACGUUGUUUCAGUAAGGGAAAUUAG